GCAACAAAAUCAAUCCAACUAUGGAUUCCCCCAUCUUAUCAGAAAUAUCUUUAUGCACAGAACUUUUCACAAACUUGGAACUAUCUGUUUCCAAGCCAAUACCACAACACCGUUCCAGAGAGAGUAAAAUCCUUGUGAAAAAAAACGAUCGAAUGCCAUUGUCUCUAACAGGAACUACACCCGUCUUGUUUAGUGGAGCUUCAUAUGCGAGAAGGAAACCUGAAACAGUGGAUGGGAGUGCAAUGUUUUUAGACAAAGUCCUUACGAUAAGAGGGAAGAAGGAUACAUCGUCUACCUCAGUAAAUGCUGCAUUUCCACCACAUCAAAUAGAAUGUAGUACCACUGGAGAUGCAAAAGUACAUCAUCAGCCAAGCACAAGUGAUACAAAGCUGCUGCAGUAUGUUGCUGAACCUGUGAGAACCAGUUCAGAAGACAGCCUCACCAUUAAGAAGACAAUCACUCAGAAGUGUGAUUUGAAAGAUUUUGUCCAAAGUAUUGAAUCAUAUUGCUUAGAACAGGAUGAUAACCAAGCGAAGAUUGUUUCUAAUAAGAGAACUUUUUCAUCUGCAUCAAAGAAAAGAAAACAAGGAGAACUGUCAAUGGGCAACAAUGAUAUAUCCUCAUUUGAGAAAGAUGAGAACGAUUUAAUGUGGCAUGCCUGUAAAAAGUGCCAUUAUGAGUUUAGUACAGCAAAGGGCUUGGCCAAUCACAUGAAGACGCACCCAAAAGUAAUGAUUGAAAAGAAUUCAUGUGUUUAUUGUGGCAGAGGUGUUGAGGAUGCUGAAGCUUUAAGAGAUCACUUAUAUGCAGAACACAUUUUUGAAGUAACUAAUUACACAUGUGAAUCAUGUCAGGUAGAAUGCAUUAGUGCAGAUUUAUUUGACAAACACCAAUACUUUUGCCACAGGACUGUUUCUGCCUCUUGUUUGCUGUGUUCAAACUGUGAUAAAGUCUAUUACAACAGAGAUUUACAUGCGUACCACAAAGAACGAGAAAAGUACUGUAGCAUAUGUAGUAUUACAUUUUGCAUGUCAGCAGAACAGUACAAAAACCACAAGGAAAAGCACGUCCUAUACAAGUACAAGUGUUCAAAAUGUGAUGCAUCGUUCAUCACAAAAGCCUCACUAACAAAACACCUGGAGACCAAAAAUCAGUGUUGCCCUUCAGGAAAAGAAAUUAAAAACAGCUCCACAUCAGGAACAGAACACACCAGUGACAACAGAGACACUUUCGAGAGUGAUGAAUGCCUUGAUGACAUCAGGUCGGAAGACUCUGACACUGCAGAGGAGAAAGACACUAUGGCUCCCAAGAAUGAGAGAUCUCAUAGAUGCCCAGUCUGCAGUGCUGCAUUCGUCAGGCACAAGAACCUCUUGAGUCAUGUUGGAGUUGUCCAUCCACAGCACUUACAGGAUGCAAAUCUACAAAACCUGGUGAAGAAUUAUGAGUGCACAAAAUGUGAUAAGAAGUUCACCAAGAAAUCAAACCUUGUGGCUCACAUUGCAUCCCACAUAAGAAAUGCAAGCAGUAAUGAGACAGGGCAGCCAAAGUGUUCUGUCUGCCACAAAACUUUCCGUUUACAGCGAUACUUGGUUGACCACAUGAGAUUGCAUACUGGACGUGGUACUCACCAGUGUAAGCACUGUGACAAGAAAUUUUUACGACUCUCACACCUAAAGCUGCAUAUGGAGAUGCAUGACAACUCACACAAGUCUCAUUCAUGCAUACACUGCAACAAGAAGUAUAUGAGAGAAAGCAAGGACUUAAUGCAGCACAUGCGAGUUCAAGCACAAGUAGUACCACGCCUAAGAAUGAUGACAAAGGAGGAGUUGUGA
Messenger RNA from Penaeus vannamei (Pacific white shrimp), 1832 nucleotides. The record is from RefSeq and is a predicted model, not a curated record. Lineage: Eukaryota; Metazoa; Arthropoda; Malacostraca; Decapoda; Penaeidae.